AUGCCUCAAGUGGACACCGUGCCGUCAUCAUGCUCAGUUCAGCCUGGGAAACCACCGCCAGAGAAAACUCAUGUCUGCUCGUACCCUGGCUGUAGCAAGCGCUUUACACGCGCAGAGCAUCUUCGCCGGCACGCACUGAACCACAAGAACGAAGACAACACCUGUGAGAGAUGUGGUGUCCAUUUCAACAGGCCUGAUUUACUAGGAAGACACAUGGUGCGCCAUGCAAAGAGAGACGAGGAGGCGGGUGGUCCUGGCCUGGGUGUGCUUGAAACCCGCAAAAGAACCCGCCGCGGGCCUGACGGGACUAUCAUCACAAAGCCGACCAAAAAGCAAGCUCGUGCAGCUAUGCUAGCCCGGUCUAUGGCCGCUGCAACCUCGUCAGUUCCAUUCGAUGAGGUUGCAAAUUCGUCUUCGCCCUCGUCGUCCUCGUCGUCGUCUUCUAUCCGGAGCUUUAAUGACAAUAGUGUCAGCUCCCACGGGAGCAGCCACAAUCAAGAUAGCAGUUCAGCUCUGACCACGCCGCCAUCUAUGGUGGAUCUAAGCUAUCACGGUCAGGAUCAUGGUGCUGGCUCUGGAGCUCCUAUCUCCCCACCCACAUCUGCGCAUCCUUCGUGUCCGAGUGUCAAUUUGGACAGUGGCCCACUGGAUAAUUGCGAUCCGGUUGAUCAUUCUGAUCCGCUGAUAGCGCCUAUGGUGCCUGGGAGUCCCUACAUCCCUACGAGCCAUGGCUCGUGGCGGAAUCAGGAUUCGGGACUUGGUCUAGACUACGAGGAUUUCUUUGACUUCGAUACUGCCACCUCCUUUAACAUGCCCUUUGCUGCUACCCAUAAUUACAAUUGGCUCUUCGACGUGCCAUCCCUGGAUGACGCCUUUAACCAUAAUGGUAUGUCGCUGGCUAUGGAUAUGGUCAACUUCGCUGAACCGGUGCCCGAUAUGUGGUCACAGCCUCAACACCGUCAUAACGAAUUCCUCGGCCAAACCUUCUCUUCAUCAGAACCAGCAAGAGAGCGAGACUAUCAAGAACAUGCGCCACAUGAUGAAUCCAACAGAAUUUCCCCGGAUUCGCAUAUCCAGCCUCCCGGAGAUACUUCUACUGGUGAAGAAUUACCCGUUAAUCCUAGCGAACCCUCCCCACAACCCGCCCAGAGCUCCAUGUCGACUCCUGAUACUUCCAACCAAAUCCCACUGUCUGCUUUCACCGAUAUGGAUUGGAUGGGCCAAAGUCCUACAGAAGUUGUACCUAAAAAGCUACCCCAAAUACCCGAAGCUGCCAGAACGAGAUUAUUACGGCUUAUAUCACAAUUACAAUCCAUAACUGUAGAAGGAAACCGAAUUGAGCUCUCAUCCCCUCUUCUCUCCAUCAACGCACUGCAAACGUACUGUGACCUCUUCUUCACGAAACUCAAUGUUUCCUAUCCACUAAUCCAUCAACCCACGUGUGAUCCAGGCCGAGUUGACACAUUGCUGCUUGCUGCCAUCAUAUCAAUGGGAGCCACCUACAGCAAUAGAGAAGCACACCAACUGGCCGUCGCAAUGCAUGACUCGUUACGGAAUCAACUUUUUUCCCAUCAAUCGUUCUAA
Messenger RNA from Blastomyces dermatitidis ER-3, 1584 nucleotides. RefSeq lists its product as uncharacterized. The coding region runs from base 1 to 1584 and encodes 527 amino acids. Gene Ontology annotation, biological process: regulation of transcription by RNA polymerase II; DNA-templated transcription. NCBI's taxonomy places the organism in Eukaryota, Fungi, Ascomycota, Eurotiomycetes, Onygenales, Ajellomycetaceae. The transcript is spliced from 4 exons. The record is from RefSeq and is a predicted model, not a curated record. Gene Ontology annotation, molecular function: RNA polymerase II cis-regulatory region sequence-specific DNA binding; zinc ion binding; DNA-binding transcription factor activity, RNA polymerase II-specific. Gene Ontology annotation, cellular component: chromatin.